AACCCAAGUCAAAAAUCAAAGUCCAAACCAAAAUCCUCUCCCAAUCUCCGCUUCACUCUUCUCAUGGACGCUCUCAUUGCUCAGCUUCAGAGACAAUUUCGUGAUUACACCAUUUCUCUCUACCAACAGGGCUUUUUGGAUGAUCAAUUUACUGAGUUGAAAAAGCUUCAAGAUGAUGGAAGUCCUGAUUUUGUUGCUGAAGUGCUCACUCUUUUCUUUGAAGAUUGUGUGAAACUUAUCAGUAACAUGGCUAGAGCUUUGGACAAGACGACGGGAACUGUAGAUUUUAGUCAGGUAGGUGCUAGUGUGCAUCAAUUGAAGGGUAGUAGCUCAAGUGUUGGUGCUAAGAGGGUCAAAGCGUUGUGUGUUAGCUUCAAGGAAUAUUGUGAAGCUAAGAACUACGAAGGGUGUGUGAGAUGUCUGCAGCAAGUGGAUAUCGAGUACAAGGCGUUAAAGACAAAGCUUCAAGAUAUGUUCAAUCUUGAGAAACAAAUCAUUCAAGCUGGUGGUAGAGUUCCUCAAGUGGAUAUUAACUAAGGAGACUAGUCCAGAAGAAAAAAGAUGAUGACUUUCUUUAGUUUCUCUUUUAAAUUAUUUUGGAAUUUGGUGUUUGUUCAGAAACUCAAUAAAAUAUGUGCAAAAAGAAACAAGUUAUUGUUGUUUAUUAGUGUGUAUUGUUCUUUGAUCUAAUGUGAUGAUAAUAUAUUGGUUUGCUUCUU
Molecule: messenger RNA, 719 nt
Organism: Arabidopsis arenosa
Lineage: Eukaryota; Viridiplantae; Streptophyta; Magnoliopsida; Brassicales; Brassicaceae
Source: the annotation of a GenBank genome assembly